Molecule: messenger RNA, 1215 nt
Organism: Glycine soja
Lineage: Eukaryota; Viridiplantae; Streptophyta; Magnoliopsida; Fabales; Fabaceae
Product: protein HHL1, chloroplastic
Exons: 6
Coding region: 42-755 (237 amino acids)
Source: RefSeq, a predicted model, not a curated record
CGGAUAAGGAAGAGUAUUCAGUGUCUCGUGUAGAAUCAUCAAUGGAAGUAGGAAUGUCUCUGAACGCGCUGGUUCGUCUUCCUCUCUCGAAUUCACGCUUCCACGACGAUGCUGCUCCGAUGAUUAUUAGGCACUCUCUGUUUUCGAGCCGAAAGCAACAGCAGCAGAGUUAUAAGGUUCCACAGCGUCAUCAAGUGUUCGUGGUUGAAGCCAAGGGCAAAAAGGGAAUGAUGUCUCGUCAAUUUCAGCGCAAUGCUCCUCCUCCUUUACCCAAGAUUGAAGACGAUGGCAAUCCCAAAUUCGUCAUCUUCAUUCGCAUGGCCAAUGUAUACCUUUGGUACCCUCUUAGUAUCGUAUCAGGCGGCACCACUGCUAAAAUAAUGGUUGCAGCUAAAGAUAAUUUUCUCGGCAAGUAUAUCUACAAAGACACUCUUGAUAGAAAUCUCGCUGCUGUUAUCUACAGAGAUGAGAAGGAGGUACAGAAAUCUGCAUUCAAACAGUACCGUGUAUUGCGAACAGCUACUGAUUUCAGAUACGGCUACAAACUUGUUGAGAAUGGCAAUAUAAGAGCUGCACUUUCUACCACUGAUGUUAUUGAGCUUCCAACACAAGAUAAACUAAAAACCGUGCUUGACAAAGUGAAAGACUUUUUUGGAGAUGCAAAGGAAUCUUUUGGAAAGAUAACAUCAUUGGGCACUACUGAAACAGAGGAGUCAGAGGAAGACACAAAAGAAAAAGCCAAGGUUAAAGGAUGAAACUAUAGCUGGAAAUGAUUUGCUUGAAUUGUUAUGAGUAGCCUGUGGCCCUAUGAGAUCAGAAAGCUCAAUUAUGUUUAUGGAUUGGUUAAUGGGGAAACUUCUGUGCACAACAAUGCUACUCCAGGUUUUGUUCUUAGAUCUGUAACCAUCAAAAUUGUUUUAUAUUCUGCAGAGUGAACACCAUCUUUACGAUACUGAUUGAUCACUCGUGUAUGUUGUAAUCCAUGAUGCUUUGGAAUGGAUAGCAUGUAGGAUGACAUGUAAUGGCACCGUUAUCAGUUCAAGAGAUUCCUGGAAUUGUUGUGUAAAUUACGGGUUGUAAUAUCUAUGCAUUUUAUUUGACAGGAAUUUACUUAGAGAUUGCAUUUCAACUAGACCAAUUUACUCUAGAAUUGUGAUCUUCUAAACUCGAUGCAAUCUGGAAAAUUUGUAGAAUUCACAACGUAUGUUCGUCUUA